AUGGGCUUCUCCUCCCGCCUCGUCCAACAACUUCGUGUUCGUAGAAGGCGUAUCCCCGGUGUAGGGGCAAAAUACUCGACCGCCCCAAAUAAAUCCUACUCGAAUACCCUCCUACUCCCCAAGACCAGUUUCCCUCUAUGGGCGGAACCCUCGAAACGCGAAGAGCCAUAUCGCCGGAGGGCAUGUGAGGAACUGUAUCGUUGGCAGUGGGAGAACGCAAAGGGUGAACUGUUUGUCCUACAUGACGGCCCUCCGUAUGCAAACGGGGCCUUGCACAUGGGCCAUGCAUUGAACAAGAUCUUGAAGGAUAUCACCAACAGGUUUCAUGUGUCCCAAGGGAGGCGUGUCCAUUAUAUCCCUGGUUGGGAUUGCCAUGGCCUUCCAAUCGAGAAUAAAGCCUUGCAAGAACUUGGAAAAGAAUCGAGCACGGCGUCGGCAAAUGAAAUACGUAGUGCAGCGAGGUCUACAGCGCAGCGCGAAGUCCAAUCACAGAAGCAACAGUUUCAGGAACUGGGAAUCAUGGCAGACUGGAGCGAGACCUCAACGUACCGGACUUUAGAUCACGACUACGAGAUGCGCCAGCUUCGAAUCUUCCAAAAAAUGGUAGCAAAUGGACUAAUAUAUAGGCAUUAUCGACCUGUUCACUACUCUCCGUCCUCGCGAUCUGCUUUGGCUGAAGCGGAGCUGGUGUACAAGGACGACCAUGUGUCUCAUUCUGUUUUCGUCGCGUUUGAAGUCGACUCUAAGUCAGAGUCGGCAAAUCCUGGUAUGCGCGACGUGUUCACAUCUACGCUGAACCCCCGGUUGUUGGUAUGGACCACAACUCCUUGGACACUGACGGCAAACAUGGCUAUUGCAGUCAAUCCCGAGCUGAGUUACGUCGUUGUGAAGAGUUUGGCCGGGGGUUCAAAUAGCGGGGCGUUUGUGGUCGUCAGAGACCGAUUGGAUGCAUUGCGCGACAUGCUAGGAUUAGUAGAAGUUGUUCUUGAAAUUCCUGGAUCCGAGCUCGUAGGCGUUGCCUACCGACCCAUCUUUUCGCCCCUCUCAGGACGGGACGAUCACCUCGAAAUCAUAGCCGCUUCACAUGUCACCGCUGAUUCUGGUACGGGUCUGGUGCAUUGCGCUCCUGCUCACGGCAACGAAGACUACUAUGCUCUGCAAAAGCUCGGGAUGAUCUCCGACAUGGAAUCCAUCAUCUGUCAUGUUGGCGAUGCUGGCUGUUUCACUGAGAAAGUUUCGGAGGUGGUUGGUCAAGACGCAGGGCAAACCCUUGUUGGGCAAGACGUUCUUUCCGGAGGCUCGAAAUCCGUUGUAGAGUUGUUGAAGAAAACUGGUUCGUUGAUUAAGAUUCAACGCAUCAAGCAUCGUUAUCCAUAUGAUUGGAAGACUGACAAGCCAAUCAUUGUCACUGCGACGUCACAGUGGUUCGCCAACUUGGAACAGAUCAAAGACAAGGCCCUCAGUGCAUUAGAAGACGUGUCUUUCUAUCCCUCAGUUUCUCGAAAUCGUCUCGUUUCUUUUGUUGGCUCGAGGUCAGAAUGGUGUAUAUCACGCCAACGAGUUUGGGGGGUGCCGAUCCUCGCGCUACAUCAUAUCCCGACUGACCGAGCGGUUCUCACUUCACGCACUUUGGAUCACAUUCUCCCUCUCCUCGACGCGAAAGGCAUAGCACAUUGGUGGGAUGGGCCUAUAGAAGACUUCGUCCCAGAAUUUCUUCGCGAAGAAGGCGAAGUAGUUUCAGAGGUAUGGAGGAAGAGCACCGACACCAUGGAUGUCUGGUUCGAUAGCGGUUCAUCGUGGUCGAUGCUCGAAGACACGGUUAAACAGUACGGGCCACAGAGAAAGCAUCUAGCGGAUGUCUGUUUGGAGGGUAGUGAUCAGCACAGAGGGUGGUUCCAGAGCCAGCUGUUGACUGCCGUUGCGUCUGAGAGCAGCGAGGAGAACGCGAAAACUCCACAGUCGCCUUACAAGGACCUCAUAACUCACGGAAUGGUUUUGGACCAAAACGGAAAGAAAAUGAGUAAAUCCCUGGGUAAUAUCAUCAGUCCGAUGACUGUCAUCCAUGGUGGCAAGGACAAGAAAAAAGAGCCAGCAUAUGGAACGGACGUAUUACGGCUAUGGGCGGCGACGGCGGAGUAUUGGAAGGAUAUCGCCAUCGGACCCACAGUUCUAGCGCAAACAUUUGAAUCUCUGCGAAAAAUACGGAAUACGGCUAGAUUCAUCUUGGGCAACACGGCUAACGGUGGCGAACUCAAGCGAGUUGCUGUUUCGAAAGAAGACAUGAGCUUGGCUGAUCGCUACAUCAUGCAUGAACUAUACUCCCUGGAGCGAACGGCGUUGGAAAGCUACACGUCGUACAAUUUUCCGAAAGUUGUCAAUGCGCUGACACACUUCACUAACAUCACCUUGUCUUCUCUUUAUUUCGAUAUCACAAAGGAUUGUUUGUAUGUCAAUACUCCAAGCAGUUCAGAGCGAAGAGCCGUCGUCACAGUAUUGGAGCAGGUCCUUUCGACCACGAUCCAUAUCUACGCCCCAAUCUUGCCACAUCUAGCGGAAGAAGUGUACGAGCAUGCGAAGAAUGACACGUCUCUGUCUUCGGUGUUCCAAAGGAAAUGGACUCCCCUGGGUGAUGAAUGGAAGGAUACACAAGCUGCAGAAGAAAUGCGAUCGCUGAUGCACGUUCGUAGCAAUGUGCUGUCACUGCUAGAGCUGGCGCGCACGAAAAAGCAAAUCAAGAGUUCUUUGGAAGCAGAAGUCGACAUUAUACUCCCUGAUGAUCUAGGCUUCCCCGUCGAAUUCUCGCGAUUAUUACGGAGACAGGAAUCUUUCCUUAAGACACUCUUCAUAGUAUCUGGCGUGCGCGUAACUGACACAAAGACUCUUGGCGAUAUCUCGCCUCAAUGGUUACACAUGGACAGCUUCCAAGGACCUAGUCAAUUAGAUUCCGAUGCAAGACUGAUGAUUCGGGUGCGGCCAGCGACGUUGGAGAAGUGUCCCAGAUGCUGGACAUAUACGCGUCAAUCUUCUAAUGAUUUGUGCAAGCGAUGCACCACGGCGGUUCAAUAA
This is a messenger RNA of Pleurotus ostreatus (oyster mushroom), 3066 nucleotides long. RefSeq names its product isoleucine-tRNA ligase (gene ISM1). Gene Ontology annotation, molecular function: ATP binding; tRNA binding; isoleucine-tRNA ligase activity. Gene Ontology annotation, cellular component: cytosol. The record is from RefSeq and is a predicted model, not a curated record. The transcript has 18 exons. Gene Ontology annotation, biological process: isoleucyl-tRNA aminoacylation. The coding region runs from base 1 to 3066 and encodes 1021 amino acids. NCBI's taxonomy places the organism in Eukaryota, Fungi, Basidiomycota, Agaricomycetes, Agaricales, Pleurotaceae.